AUGGCUGUAGGAACUGUUCUGAUUACCGGUGGUACCGGCUACAUUGGAUCUUUCACCACGCUUGCCUUGCUUGAGCAUGGUUAUGAAGUCAUCAUUGUAGACAACCUAUACAAUUCGUCCGAGGUUGCUCUCGACCGCAUCGAGCUCAUUUCCGGCAAGAGGCCAACUUUCUACAAAGUUGACCUAACAGAGCAAGAUGAGCUCGACAAAGUCUUUGCUGCUCAUCCCCAAAUCGACAGCGCUGUCGGCGAAUCUGCCGAGAUCCCUCUCGAGUAUUACCGCGUAAACGUUGGUGGUACUAUCUCCCUCUUGGGUUCCAUGAAGAAGCAUGAUGUUACCAACAUAGUGUUUUCCUCCUCAGCAACGGUCUACGGUGACGCGACUCGUUUCGAGAACAUGAUUCCCAUUCCUGAGCACUGCCCUAUUGGGCCUACAAACACUUACGGAAGAACCAAGGCUAUUGUCGAAAACAUAAUCGAGGAUUUUAUCGGUGCGCAGCGCCAGAACUUGAAGAAGGCCGACAAGCCGUUUGAGCAAUGGAAUGGCGCUAACCUGCGGUACUUCAACCCGUGUGGUGCACACCCUACCGGUAUUAUGGGUGAGGAUCCUCAAGGCGUACCAUAUAACCUAUUGCCGUUGCUGGGCAAAGUUGCGACUGGUGAUCGGCCGAAAAUUCUAGUCUUCGGAGAUGACUAUUCAUCCCGAGAUGGAACUGCCAUCCGCGACUACAUCCACGUCGUCGAUCUUGCAAAGGGUCAUUUAGUUGCGUUAAACUAUCUUCGUGAACACAAGCCCGGCGUCAAGGCAUGGAACCUAGGUUCUGGCAGAGGUAGCACCGUUUUCGAGAUCAUCAAGGCAUUCAGCAAGGUUGUCGGCCGCGACCUGCCAUAUGAGGAAUUGCAGUGGAAGACAGAGCUCACCAUGGAGAAGGCAUGCGAGGAUCUAUGGAGAUGGGUGUCGAACAACCCGAAGGGAUACCGACAGGAGCCUCCAGCCGAACUACUAGCCGGCGUCAAGGGUAAGGCCUCUUGA
Messenger RNA from Daldinia childiae, 1032 nucleotides. RefSeq names its product Bifunctional protein gal10. Gene Ontology annotation, molecular function: UDP-glucose 4-epimerase activity. Gene Ontology annotation, biological process: beta-D-galactose catabolic process via UDP-galactose, Leloir pathway. The coding region runs from base 1 to 1032 and encodes 343 amino acids. The record is from RefSeq and is a predicted model, not a curated record. Lineage: Eukaryota; Fungi; Ascomycota; Sordariomycetes; Xylariales; Hypoxylaceae. Gene Ontology annotation, cellular component: cytosol. The transcript has 5 exons.